Molecule: messenger RNA, 919 nt
Organism: Nannospalax galili (Upper Galilee mountains blind mole rat)
Lineage: Eukaryota; Metazoa; Chordata; Mammalia; Rodentia; Spalacidae
Gene: Arl2
Product: ADP ribosylation factor like GTPase 2
Exons: 5
Coding region: 89-643 (184 amino acids)
Biological process (GO): protein folding
Cellular component (GO): microtubule cytoskeleton; cytoplasm
Molecular function (GO): GTPase activity; GTP binding
Source: RefSeq, a predicted model, not a curated record
CGGGACUUAGCGCCAGACUGACCAAUAGGAACAAGGAGUGGAGUCCCGGGACUAGAAGAAACGGAGGCCGGGAGGGGUCUCCGGGACCAUGGGGCUUCUGACCAUUCUGAAGAAGAUGAAGCAGAAAGAGCGGGAGCUGCGGCUGCUCAUGCUUGGCCUGGACAAUGCCGGUAAAACAACCAUCCUAAAGAAGUUCAAUGGAGAAGAUGUAGAUACCAUCUCCCCCACGCUAGGCUUCAACAUCAAGACCUUGGAGCACCGAGGAUUUAAACUGAACAUCUGGGAUGUGGGUGGCCAGAAGUCCCUGCGCUCCUACUGGAGGAACUACUUUGAGAGCACCGAUGGCCUCAUCUGGGUGGUGGACAGCGCCGACCGCCAGCGCAUGCAGGACUGCCAGCGGGAACUGCAGAGUCUGCUGGUGGAGGAGCGCCUAGCAGGAGCGACGCUCCUCAUCUUUGCCAACAAGCAGGACCUGCCCGGAGCUCUGUCCUCUAGUGCCAUUCAGGAGGCCCUGGAGCUGGCCUCCAUCCGCACCCACCACUGGCGCAUCCAGGGCUGCAGUGCCGUCACCGGGGAGGACCUGCUGCCUGGCAUUGACUGGCUCCUCGAUGACAUCUCUAGUCGAAUCUUCACCGCCGACUGAGCUGCUUUGAUGUCCCCAGCUUGCAGUCCAGGCCUCUGCCCUCACCAGACACCAGCUGGUGGGGACGGGCACCAGCCAGCCAGACUAACACUCCACACUCCUCCGUGAUCUGCUGCUCCUGCUGCCACUGCUGCUCCCCGGGAUGAGGACUGUCGCCUGGCUCCUGUGCUGCCAUGCCAAGAGGACCGGGCUGGGCUGGGAGGGGCUGCCUGCUGCUACCGAGGUCCUGGGUGCCUCCUCUGCCCAGCAGUGAGAAUAAACCUCUCCUUGCCCUGA